This is a messenger RNA of Argiope bruennichi, 10831 nucleotides long. Its product is annotated as ankyrin-3-like. Gene Ontology annotation, biological process: intracellular signal transduction. The transcript has 4 exons. Lineage: Eukaryota; Metazoa; Arthropoda; Arachnida; Araneae; Araneidae. The record is from RefSeq and is a predicted model, not a curated record. The coding region runs from base 311 to 2314 and encodes 667 amino acids. Gene Ontology annotation, molecular function: protein binding.
CAGAAGUAUUUGUUUUAAUUUCGUUAUUUAAUUAUCGAAAGGUUCAAAACUUCGCAGAGAAGUUUACGAACGCAUGUCGAUAAAAUUUAAAUGGUAGGAUUUAUUGGUGUUUUUAUUUGAUUUUUGAGUAUUCUCUACUUAUUAUCACCAAUCUUCUAAGAGCAUGCUGAUCAGCUCUCAUCAUCCUCAUAAUAGAGAUAUGUGGCCAAGACUCUUUCAAAUUUCUCCUGAUUGUGAGAUCUUGGCAGCGUGAACGUUGGAGGUGGAAUCUGAAGAAGAAGGCUGCUACCUUCUUGGACUGCUGUGCAAGAUGGGGUCCAUGAUUAGCAGCUUCUUCCAAACUGGGGGGCAUCUGUUGUCUCCAGGGACCUCAAAGGCCACCCAGAAUGCUGUGCUAGCUCUCUUGCGAGAUAUGCGAGAGAAAGAAAUGUCUCAUAUAGAAUGGUGUCACAUUGAACGAUACAUUAGCAAUAUACCUAAGGGAGAAAAUAUAUUAUCAGUUCAGAGUGAAGAUGGAUACAAUUUACUACAACGAGCCAUUGGAUUUAAUUGUGUUGAGCUUGUAAAAUGGAUAUUAAAUCGUGGAUGUGAUGUGAACCGGGGAGCAUGCAGUUUGCCUUUACACAUUGCUGCCUUCCAUGGCACAGAGGAGAUAGUUGAACUUCUUCUGAAGCAUGGUGCCCGUGUUGAUCUAGAAGCCAGGAUGUGUUUUCCUGGUCCUCACAAUCAAAAUUGUGAAUUAAGGUCCUGCAAUGUCCCAGGAAUGGGUAUGCCGGACCGGAUUUCUGAUCGAUUGCAGUCUGCUGAAUAUUAUGCUAUUGACGGUGAUCAGUCAGAAAUUCUAGAGCUGCUAUUGGCGCAGGGUGAGGAUAAUUGGUUACCAUGGCAACAAAAAAGGCCUCUUUUACAUUUGGCUUGUGAAAGGGGAGCUUGGAAUUGUACCAGAUUCUUGGUAGCAGAGCGAUCAGAUGAAAUCAAUCAAUGUUACGAUGAGUACUAUCCUAUUCACCAAGCUGCCAUGCAGGAUCUAAAAUUUCUUGAAAUCCUUCUCCAAUGUGGUGCAGAUGUUUUAGUUAAAACUGCUACCCAACAAAUGACUGUACUUCAUGUUGUUUUGUUGUCGGGCCGGAAAUCUGCAGAAGCAACUUUGCAGACUUUAAAAAUGUUAUUAGAUCAUGGAUGCCGUGAAUUAAUCAAUGAACCAGAUACUCUUGGCAACACUCCACUCCACGCCUUGAUAGUCCGUUAUGCUCUUGAAGAAUCCCGGUUUGGGUAUGCCCAAGAACCUAGUCCUUGGAAUAAAUGGGACAUGUUGCAUAUGGUAAGAUAUUUACUUCAGAAUGGUGCUAGUCCGAGCAUUAAUCACCAAGGAAAUAGUGCAUUAGCAUGCGUUCUACGACACAUCCAGGAUUGGGAGUUCCGAUAUGAGCUGCUGGAAAUGUUGCUCAAGAAUGGUGGUAAUCCAAAUAGCGUAGGCCGAGAUGGAUCUGUACCUCUCAUGGUCUGUCUUGUGCCAUUGAUCAAUAAAGAUCCACUGCAAUUUCUGGCCCACAACAAGAAGGUAUUCUACUUGAACUCUGUGUUACUUUUGUGCAAGUAUGGUGCUAAUCCAAACUGUUCCUCCAGAAGUAAUUUGACUCCUAUGCAUGUUCUUGUCUUCACUGCCAGUGAAUAUAUUAUUCUUAGUAAGGAAGAGCACAAGAACCAGGCUUUUGCUUUCAUUCGAAACUUACUAGUCAUCUUACUUCAGCAUGGACUUGACCCAAAUGUUAAAUUUUCUGCACGAUAUGAACAUAUACUUAAGGCUCUAAUGGAUAUGGUAACAAAUGCACGGGUUCCAAGUGAUUUGCAUUAUGUUUAUGAUUUAACUCUUGUAUUGAUACAGUAUGGAGCUGAUCCCAAUGCAAGUAUUGGCAGUGCGGAGGCAACAAUUUGCCAUUCCCAGAGCUCUGUUUUUCUGUAUGUACAGUCUAAUUGGGUCUUAUGUCACUACAUCCAAUUGAUAGUCCGUAAGGAAGAAUUACUGAAUGAUGAGGAACAGACUUUUACAAAAUUAAUUUGGCUGUACUAUUACUGCAUGAAUCAUAAAGAACUCUUCAAGUGCUUCAAAAUGCUGAGCACGCAGACAACCCUUAUCCCUAUGGGCAGUGUUAUUGCAGGCUUAUUAAAGUACAUGCGUUCCCAUCCCAGAACCUUAAAACAAAUUUCCCGUGUUGCCAUCUGUAAUGCCCUGAAUAACAAAGUAGCACAGAAUGUAAAUAGACUUCCCCUACCUCUUCCCCUUAAAGAAUACUUGCUGGAUUGGAGGCCUUAGGUGAAUAAUGCCAAGUAUGUAUGAAAAUGUAUGCUGCUCCCCUUGAUAAUGUGUCGCUGUGAAGCUCUGAUCAUAGGUUCUGUUAUAAAAUUCCAUCUAUUAUCUUGGUAGAAAUCAAAAUGUCUGCCAAAUAUGGCAAGUAUAACUACUUUAUAUUGUAAGUUUGGUAAUUUUAUGUUUAAAAAAAAAACUACUAUAUUUGGCAUACUUGCUGACAAUCAGAUGACUAUUAAAUUACCAAUAAAGACUUUUUUUUUUUUAUACUUCAAAUUUAAUAAAUAUGUAAAAUUUUCUGAGAAAAGAUAUGCUUUAAUUUGAAAGAAAAUAUGUUUGUAUGCAUUUGCUUUUAUUCUUGGGAAAUAUAAUUAAUUUUCUGGUAAAAUUAUAUCUAAAAUUUACCCUUUUUUUAAAAUCAAAUAGUUUUUUUUAAUUGCAUAUUUCUAACAUUUAAUUUCAUAAAUCAGACUUCAAACCUUGAUUCAAUCCUGUUCGAUUGAUAAUAACAAAAUUAUUUAAGUAAAUUAUGUACUUUUUUUUAUUAGAAUGUCUAUUUUUGAAUUUUUUAUGGAAAGUAAUAUAAAGUCUUGGAAAUUGAUACAACAGUCAACUCAUGUUGUAUAGGUGAUGCUUUAUCAAGGGCAGACUGUACUACAUCCGAGCUUAAUGUAGCCAUAGAUUCCAGAAACAAUGAGAGGUUGUGGUUUAUUCUUUAUGAUUAGAAGGACUGAUAAUAAAUUGUUAGGUUAUCUUCUGCUUGACAUUCAGGAACAGAGGACUGCAAAAUAGAUUUGCUAAGGUAUUUAUUCUCUAUCCCCAUAUUCCUUUUGCUGCUUUUCUAUUCAGAAAAAUAAAAUUAGAAUCUUUACAUUUAGUGUUAACUUUCAGUUUUAAUCAUAUAUUUGUAAACUUUUUUUUAAUGUUCUUUUGAGUCUAUAUGAAAGGGGUGUGCUUAAAUACUAAUCAGUGAAAUAUAUUAAAUCCAUGUGUUUGUAAAGUUCAUUAUAGAAAUAUUGAUUAGUAUAUACAAGAGAUUAAAAUAUAUUCAUUUUAAUUAAGAGAUAUCUCCGAUUUUUUUUUAAUGUCUUGAAGUUUUAUUUGUGUAUAUCAGUUAUUUUACAAUAUAUAUUAACUUUUCAGCUGUUUUCAUCAAAUGGUAGAAUAUCCUGUAAAAUUUGUUUGGGCUAUGCAUUUGGAAAUUACUCCAAUAUUUAUAAACGAUCUUGAUGAAAAUUGUCCUAAAAUAUGAUAUAACCUAAUUUUCAUUUAAACUAAAAGAUGUGUGUUGAUUAAGGAUAAUAAAAAGAAAUUAAAAUACGAUGCAAAAUGUUAAUAGAGGAAUACCAAGGAAAUUAUUUUUGAAUUGUUGGAAAUUUAUAAUAUUAUUACAUAAUACUGGUAAUUGCAUUUAAAAGAAUUAUGCAUUAUAUUGUUUAUUAUCACAUUAGAAAUUAUUAUGUACUGUAAUAAUUUCUCAUUGUAUUUCAUAUUACUAUUUAAUAUGAAAUACAAUUAGAGCUUUGUCUGGAAUAAUCAGAAGGAUAAUGUGCAUUUAAAAAGCAGUGCAAGUUCAUAUUUAAUCAGUUUUUUUUUUUUUUUUUAAUUUUUAAGUGACAUUAUAAUUGGAUUGUGUUGUUUCAUUCAUUUAUUUUGUUGUAAAAGCAUGCCCCUUUUGUCUUGCAUCUGUAUGAACCAUUUCUUUUAAACAGAAUUUUUCUUUCAAAUACAGUAGAUGUUUCUUAUUAUUAUUACAAAAAGGAAAGGAUAAAAAUUUUUACCAUUCAAAUUUCCAUAAAAUACUUUCAUCAAAAACAUUUGUACUACACUUAUAAAAAUGAAAGGGUUUUUUUUGUAUAUUUAAUUAUUAAAUAACUUUUAAAGUACACAAUAGGUUCUUAUAGAUAGGGGAUUGAAAAAAUGAUAAAGAAAUUAAAUAAGUAAGUGUGAAUUUCUAGAAGAAAAUAGUAGAUAUGCCAAAAGUCACAUUUAUUAUUUUAAAAUUGUGUAAUGUCCAUUCAAGUUAUUCUUUUUCUUUUCUUACAGAAAUUGCAUUUUAAUAUUCAAUUCUGAUUUAUUAAGAAUUUUAUAUUUUAAAAUCUUUUUAAUAAGACAAAUUUCAUUCAUUUCUGUUUAAAAGAUUAAAUUUAUUGAAAUAUUAUAAUUGGGAACUAUUUAUUUUCUGUCAAUAACCUACUUUGUAUUUCAGAUGGUUGGAAGGAAAUGAUUACCUUUAUGUAUUUCCAAUUUUCCCUGCUAUAAAAACGAAGUAUUUUUUUAUUAACUGUGCUGCAAAGCAAGCAAUUAGUUCCUAUCAUGACAUUUAUAAUGCCAUAGUUGCAUGAUAAAUGUUAUUACACAUUAUAAUUAAACAGAAAAUUAUGCAGUAUGCAGCAUUUGUAUAUGUAUGUUUAUGCUUAUCAUUUAAUGUUUUACUGUAUCUGAGUAAGAAAUAUAUUAUUACAGAUUUUUUGGCAUUAUAACAGCUUUGCAUUGUUAUAAAGCAAGACUAUGAUGAUUAUUUUAUGAUGAAAGAAAAAUCCAAUUUAACAUGAUUAACAUAAUUAAUAACUAAAUUAUAUAAAAAUGUUAUUUAAUCAAUAAUUUAAAUAAAAAUUUAUAGAAAUAAGAUAAGCAGUUAUAAAUUCCAAAUAUUUUAAGUUCCAAAAAUAUUGUUAUUAAAAUUUACAUUAGCGGUACUAUAAUAUUAAUUUAAUAAUGCCAGUAAACAUGAAUGUGGCAGUUGGAAACAAAAAAUAAUAAAUGGUUUAUAUAAAAUUCAAGAACCAAAUUAAAAGAAUAGUUAUAAUAAUAAAUUAGAAUUAUGUUAACUCAAAAAAUAUGAAGCAAAAAUUAUUAUUUAAAACCACAACAAAAUUUUUCUUUUUGUUGCGGGCAGUAUUUACCUGAUUUAUGUAAUUUAAAAAUUUAAGUUUCUGCAAGUAGUUUAUAUUUAACAAACAGCAUGAAUUUCUCAUAGAAAUAUUUACCCAAACUGAAACAUUUUCAUUAAUGUUACGGUAGACAGUUAAGUAUGGUAAGCACAGUAAACCUUAUGCUGUAAAAGGAAUUCAGUUUAUAGCUAAACAGUUACUUAAAAAAAAUUAAACAUUGGCAAUUACAUGUUAAAUUUAAUUCAUUUAUCAGAUAUGCAUGUCAAUUUAAAGGAAAACUGUUAAUUGUACAAAAUUUUGGAUUGGCAUUGUGUUUAUUAUCUAACCUUAAUUCUUAGUUGUUGUUUCCCCCCCCCUCUUUACCUGAAUUCAUAAAAGUUACUUAUUUAAAUUUCAAUUUCACAUAAUGAGCCUUACAUGGUGACUAUAAUGAUAAAGAUAAAUCUACUGUUUUCUUCUUCUUCUUCUCCCCCCCCUCCUGUUUUCUGAAUGCAAGUAAUUUCAAUGGUUGAAAAUAUCCAAUAUAUAUUUCUAAUAAGCGACAUCUACUGAAUUUCUGAAUAUGACUAUACUUUAAAAAUUGGUAUAUAUUUCUUCAUAUUUAAAAUACUAAAUUCGAAAUUAAAAUCUGUUCUGAAAGGAGUCAAUUCAUGUGACAUUAUAGCCACAAUGCCGUUAUGCAAACCAUCUAACUGCAUAUUAUGCCAUGUUAUGAUAUUAUGUCUGUUUCUUCCUAUACUAUUUGCAGUGGAAUUUAAAAUUAAAUUCGAGCACUCUAAAAUUAAAUUGGACUUGAUGUGUCACAUAAGCAUGAAUUGAUUCCAAAUAACUUCUUUUCUUCCAUAUCUACUCAAACCUGCCAACUUAAAAGCUGCUCUUGUUAAUUUUUAUUAAAAUUUAUUUUAUUAUGACCUACAACCAAUCUAAAAAUUGAAGGGUUUUUUUUUUUUUGUAAUAUUUUAAAAAUAAUUUUAAACUGUAUAUUUCACUCCUGAUCAAUAACUGAUAUUAUAUUUCAUGUGUAUGUUCUAUAUUUGAUGCAAAUAUUUUAUUAAUAUAUAUAUAUAUUUCAUUAUGUGUGUCGCAAAGCAUUAGUGUUAAUGUUGUAAACUCAAAAAUCUUUAUAUUACUCUACUAUUAAAUCUUAAUUCUCUCCUAAUAUUAUAUCUUAUUGUUGUGUAAGGAAAUAAAAGUUUCUAUGAAAAAAGUUAAUAUUAGGUCUAUAUUUUUUUAUAUUCAUUUCAUUUUUUAAAUGUUAUAGGACAAAAAAAUAUGUAAUUGAGAAUGGCAUGAAACUACUUUGACUGAAAACAAGUAUAAUAAUAGGUGAUAAAUUUGCUUAUCCCUCAAGUUCUAUUUAGUUCUACACAAUUAUUGGAAAUCAUAUGUGUUACAAAAUAAACUUUUCUUUCUUAGUGUUAGUUGCCAAAGUAUGAACAAGUGCAUCUGACGUAGAAAACCUAUGCCAUGAUGCCACAUAUCCAAAUGCAAGGUGGUAGUAUUUGGCUCAUGUUUUGAAAACUCUUUCUAAUAGAAAAGGAAAAAAUUUUCAUUGUUCAUAUACAAUGAUUAGUACUAUGUUUUGACAUAACUUUAUAUGUGAGAGCAAAAUUAUAUCAGUGUGCCAUUAUCCAUGACAAAUCAAAAUUUCUGUGGAAUGUGUUAUUAUAAUUUUGUUGUCUGUGUGUCAGAUUACAUAUAGUUUUUAUAUAAACUGAUGUAUUUAUUUUGCUUUUAAAAUAUUUUAAUUAGAUGAAUUUAUAAAAAGAGAAGAGGAUAAAUAUUAUUUUUCAUUUUGUUAUUGGCAUAUAGUCUAAUUAAAUGUUUAAAAAAAUGUGCAGUUUUGUAACAAAAGCUUAGUGUGAUAUAGAUUGUUACUAAUAUAUUUUUUCAUUCCAAAUCAUUAUGUUAAAAUCCUCAAAGCAUUGGUGAAUUGGUGUAAUAAAUAAUAUUCUUAUGUUUCUAAAAUAUAAAUGGGAUUUUUUCUCUGUAUUUUUUCAAUCUAGAAUUUAUAUAUUAAAAAUUUCAUUGUAGUGCUUUUGAGAAUAGCAUCUUGAUCUAAGCAAAUGUCAAAAUAUGAUUUUAGAUGCAAUUUUUUAAAGACAAUUUGUAUGUACAACGUACAUUUGUAAAUAUAACUUUUUAUUUUACUAUAUGCUUAAUUAUUGCUUAUCAUGAACAAAAGAAUCCCACCUUUUCUACUGCAUUGUUGUAUAUCAAUGUUUACUCUUUUUCUUGGGGAUUUUUUAUCCAAGAACUUUUUUGGGUGUUGCACAUAAAAAGUUGCAGUUUAACCCAGAAUUCUAAAUAUGUAAAAUGAAUGUAUAAAAUUAGAGCUAUAUAUAUUCCAUACAUUUUUUGAUGUAAAUAAUUUAGAUUUCCACUGUUAAUUAAUUAGAUGUCUGUAUUUGAAUCAUUAUGUUAUAGGACUGAUGUCUUAAUGUUUUUUAAAGUGAUUAAUCUUUUAGAUAAACCAUUGAAAUUAUAUCUGUGAUAUGAGUUACCAGUUUUUGAAAGGUGAAUAUUUGUUUUAUUUUUUUUCCGGUGAUUUUAUUUUUUAAAAACCGUUUUCAAUGAAAUACAAUGUAUGAAUGAUGUGUGUGACAACAUUUCAACUAAUCAAAAAUAUAAUCUGCAGUUCUGUAGUUUUUGAAAAAGAUAUUUUUUUUGUAUCUUAAACCUCCAGCAAUGUGAUAACUCUGCUUAUCCGAAUUAAAUGAAGACUAGGCUAUUAAAAUUUGAAAAAUUCAUGAUAUUAAAUUUGAUGAACUUAGAAGUAUAGGGAACUGUAUGAUUUACUUAAAAAAUAAAUACAAUUCAAUUUAAUUAAAAAUUUCUUUGAUCUAUUAUUCACAUUUCAUUGUGGAUCAUUUUUAAAUUUUUGUAUCAUCGGAUGGUUUGAAAUUAAUUCACAGUUUAUUAAUUGGAGUAGAACUCCACUUAUCUGAAUGGAGAUCAAAUUGAUUAUUAAAAAUUUUAGAUGAUUGAAUUUUUAAAAAUAUAAUUAAAAAAACCUAAUUAUGUUUGAAAAUUUAGUGUGUGUGUGUUAAAAUUACCUAUGAAACCAUAUCUGUCCACUCUUAUCUAAUAUGGAUUUAGAUAAUUGAAGAUUCAUAUAAUUGGAGUUUCUUUUGUAUUUUAAGUAUCAUAAUCCAAUUUCUUAAAGAGAGAUAACUGCAUAUUCCAUUUUGUUGACACCUUAGCUAGCAGCCCAUUCUUCAAACACAGCAUUUGUAUCUCCAAUUUGAGCAUUCUGAGCCACAACAAGAUUUAAUUUGCAUAAGCCUUAUAUGUAGAAUUUAUCUGUGUAAUAAUGAGAAUGAAACCAUAAGCUUUUUGUGAUAAUCUCUAGCUGUUACUGUCAUAUCUUAAGAUGUUAUCAGGAAAUAAUCCUUAAUGAAAUAUAAAUCUUAUCUCUAUAUAUGUAUGUUUGCAAAUAGUGCAAUUUUUAUUAUAUGUGUUUGAAGUUAAAAAUAACACAAUAAUAUGUAUUACGCAAGAUGGAGUGAAAAAUUUGCAUGGAGUGUAAUUUUAUUUUACAUUAAAUAACUUAUGUGAUGUAAAUGUUGUUAGCUGACAUUUUAUGCAAUGAUCAUUUCAUUAUUUUAAGUUUGGCAUAAAAUUGCAGAAUCUGUUUUUGUGAGAAAGGAUUUAAGAGGGAUAUUAUAAGCAUUUUUUUACUUCUUGCAACAUAUUUUAUAUAAGCCUAGUAAAUGAAAGAUUACACAUCAAUUAAUCAUCUCUUGAAAUAUUUACUGAUAAUGCUGCUGUGAUUUUUUUUCUUAUUACUUCUAUUUUUUUAGAUAAUAAAUUAAUAUCAUUCUUUUUUUCAGUAUUUAAAGUUUCUUAGUCUUGCAAAUGAACUUGAUUCUGUUGCUGUUAAGAUAAAUUUAGUCAUAUUAUAUAAUCUUACAUGUGACUUUAAAAGACAAGUAACUUUUGUCAAAAUUAAAUUUCCUUUUUCUUUCUGAUUUAGAAUUUAAAAAUUUGUGGGAUUUAGUAUAAACUGAGGCCAAUUAUAUUUUUACUUUGAAAAUAAUUGGAAAAAUUAGUAUGAUCUAGAUAGGUUUAUGAAUUAUUAUGACCUAGAUAGCUUUACAUUUUUGGACAAAAGUGCUUGUGAAUUUUUAUUAUAUCUUCCUUUAACAAUAAUAUCUACCUUAAUUUUCCAACAGCAAGUAAAAAAUGAAUUUUUUAAAACCAAUUUCUAGUUUGUUUUUUUUAAAUAGAAAAUAAGAAUUUUUUUAUAUAUAUAUAUCAGUUGUGGGGGAAAAAAUGACAUAGUUUGUUAUUGAAGGGUUUUUUUUUUUAGCUUAUAAAAGGGUGCUUAUAUAAGCUUGUAUUUAUUGUUAAGAAUAUAUAUACUGCUUAAUUAAAUUACCUGCUAACAAAGAUUAUUCCAAAACUGUAGAAAGGAUAUUCAGGAUAUAAUGAUUAAGUAAAAGAUUCAAGAAUUUCAGCCAUAUUCAUACAGUUAAAUUGGGGAGAAUAAUAUAUGGUUUUCAAAUCACUCUGUUAAUAUCCAUUUUUCAGAUUUCAAAAUUAACUGACAAAAAAUUAUCUAGAAAUUUAGGAUUACCCUAUAUAAUUAACUGUUCAUUGAAAAGACUCGAUUUUAUUAACAUUUUCAACCAAAUAUAGAAUGUUCAUAGGUAAGGUAGUCCUUGCUAACAUUGAAGCAUACAGAUAUACGAGUACCAAAUCAUACAGAUGUAUGAAUACCAUAUAUCUGUAUGAUUGCAUACAGAUAUAUGAAUACCUGCAUGCAGAUAUAUGAAUACCAAAUUGUAUCUUCUCAUAAACACCCUUAUUUAAAACAACCCGAGCUAAAAAAUUUUAUUUGAAAUCUUAUAUUGCAACCUCAAAAGAAAUUGAACCUUUCUACAGUUUAUUUCAAAAUAUUAUUCCAAGUAGCUUCUGUAUACAGGUGUAAAAUAUUUAGCUAAAUUUUUGAGGUUCUUGUAAAGUUUAAUUUUCACACUCAUGUAUAGAAAAAGUGCAAUGACAUUCAAAUUGAUAUGUAAAUUAACAAGUUUAACAACUAUUUUUCUGUUUUGAUUCUGAUUGUAAAAUUAACAACUUAUGCUAAUUAAUGUAUAUUAUUUCAGAAAUAGGAUGCUAUUGAUUGAUAUUUGAACUAUACCUAUACUGUGCCUACUGUUUUCAAAAAUUUACUCUUAAAUACAUGGCCAUGAUAUGAAAAUGUCAUUUUUCAGAAAAUCAUGUAUAUUUGAUUUUUAUAUGCAAAUUUCUAAAAUGCUUCACAGCAAAUGUCUCAGUUGUACAAUUAAUUUAAGAGGCAUAUGCUACUGUUUGCAGGUUUGUAAUUGAGGGUUCAGUGUUCCCAUUAUUUAUGGUAAAUUUUUUAAACCUCAAAUAAAUUAUAAGAAAAAUAUUAAUAUUUUAAAAUCACUUAGAAACUUAAAGGAAAGUGUAAAAUACAAUAAAAAGAAAUCAUAGGGUUUUUUUUUGUUGUUGUUGUUCUGUGUGGGAAGAAUGAUUUAUUAAUUGUGCACCAUUAUAAAUCUAAGCAACAAAUAUUAGAAUAUUGGAAAUGGGUCAAAAAAUUUUUGCUACUAACUAUGUUGUAGGGUUUCACUUGGAAUAAGUUCUUUUCUAUAGAAAAUCU